AUGACUUGUGGCGGUAUUCUACUCGGCAUCAUCGCCAUCUUCUUUCCACCUGCACCAGUGAUAGUUCGACGAGGCUGCGGCGCCGAAGUCAUCAUCUGCAUCGGCCUUCUCUUCCUUGGUUGGAUCCCCGGCAUCGUCUACGCCUGGUACAUCAUCCUCACAUACCCAAGCCUCCGACAGCGACGUCGGCAAAGAAGACGGAGCAUUCUGGUCGAGCCCAGAGAGGAGAUCGUGUACGCGGGACCUGUGAGGAGGAGCGGCGAUUCGAGACGGAGAAGUGGUGGAAUACCGUAUCACGGGUAUGAAGGUACGAUGCAGCCUUAUCAUCGGGAGGCAGGGUGGAGAGAUGCGGGCGGGCAGACGGGGUAUUAUCCGCCGCCGCUGAGCGAAGGCAGAGGGAGGAAGCGUUGA
Molecule: messenger RNA, 411 nt
Organism: Ramularia collo-cygni
Lineage: Eukaryota; Fungi; Ascomycota; Dothideomycetes; Mycosphaerellales; Mycosphaerellaceae
Exons: 3
Coding region: 1-411 (136 amino acids)
Cellular component (GO): membrane
Source: RefSeq, a predicted model, not a curated record